UUGGUCAAAUUGCUUGUUUUUCACUCGUCUGCUUAUUGCUUGCCGUGUGCCGGACAGUUGAUUGCAAGCACGAUCCGAAAUGGAUAAAACCGGGCGCCCUGGAUCGUUGGAGACAGCAGCAGCAGCAGAAGGAGCGCUCACGAGAAAACCAUCCCAACGAUGCGUCAUGCGAGGCGGAACCAACGGUAUGUGAUUGUCUGCCUGUGGUUGAAUCAGCAUCGUCCAUACCCUGCAGCCCAGACAUCAGCGAAGAUCAACGAAUGGCCUUGGUUUACUACCGGAAGCUAGUUCAAACGCUAUUUGGACGCAACACUCCCGAACCACCGACGAAGAAUGUCCACACAAUCGAUCUAUCCCUACGCAUCUCAGCGCGCGAACAAGCGAAGCUGCUGGACGAAUCGACCUCGGCCCGUGAGCUCAAUUGGAUAGUGUCAGCAAUCUUGGAACAGUCGGACAACACCCGGCAGUGGGUAGCUUUCCGCGAAAAUCAAUGUGAACGUUUGUACGGCUUUCUGAUGCAACUGUUCGAGUCGCAGUUCUUGCAGUACAUACUGCCAGUGCUGCUGAUGAUUGCCGGUUGCUACGCUCUCCGGGUGAUUGCUCGCAUUACACAUCUGCAUCCCUUCAUAGUGUUCCUGCUGCUCAGCUUAAGCAUCACGGUGUGCAAGAAGUGGAAGGAAUGCAACGAAAAUUUGGCCCGCAAAACGUUGGAAAGUAUGGAAGCUCCUCCUACGACCCGCUGGACGUCUAUAUUUGGAACGUUACGUUCCCGGCAGGAUGGCGCUACGCCGCUUCUGAUAUGUGAUCCGCUGCAGGUGCUGGUGCAAUCAACCGUUUCGAUACAGGCCGACUUCUUCAAGAGCAUGUUCAGUGAGUUCUAUGGCGCAUACACCGAAUACACAAAGGAUGCUGGAUGGCUUGAGAGAUCAAUGAUCGGCCUACUGAUGCUGGGAUUUGCGUACAUUCUCAUCACGGCACUCGUUAACGUGGGUAUAAGCAGUGGCUUUCAGAUGUUCGGUACCAUAGUUACCAGCACAUUGCGAUCAUCCGGACCAGCCAACAAUAAUGGCCAGCAGCAGCAGCAGCAACAACAAUUGCCAACGGUGAAUUUAAACUUUCAUAUCAGUGACGGAGCCGCACGAUCGAUUUCGGUGGCCGAAAUGUUGCGACAAGAGAGCCAGCAGCGAAUCGAGGUAGUGUCGGAGGAAGUCGCCGCGCCGGUGCAAGCGAUUGAGGAAGCUACAACCGUGGAGGCAUACUCUUCGGAAGCCACCACUAAGGAAGCUACGAAGAAAUCAGAAGAAGUGCCCACGGAAAACGCAAACGAUGUAAAGUGAUUAUUUUGUGUUUAAGAUAAGGCUAGUGCGUAAUGCUUAGGUGUGGCCAUUAAUGAGAUAAGUGCCGCCUAGUGCUGUCUUAGAUUGUUAGUGCUUUCUUCAACGUGUAUUGUACCCCUUUUUUCUAUGAAACAGUUAUCAAAUCGUUAGGGAUAAGCUCUCCCCCUGUAUAUUAUACCCGGCAUGGUCCGAUGUGUGAGUAGUGUAAUCGUGCGCGGCACUGUAGAGCAACGCGAAUCGAAACAACAUGCUUCCGCUCACCAUUCGUAGUGUAUCGUUCGUCUGCAUGUUGCUUGUCGUGUGUCUUCGCAUAGUGGAUUGCAGACAUGACCCGAAAUGGAUCAAAACUGGCGCCCUGGAUCGUUGGGGACAGCAACAGCAGCAGAAGGAGCGCUCACGAGAAAACCAUCCCAACGAUGCGUCAUGCGAGGCGGAACCAACGGUAUGUGAUUGUCUGCCUGUGGUUGAAUCAGCAUCGUCCAUACCCUGCAGCCCAGACAUCAGCGAAGAUCAACGAAUGGCCUUGGUUUACUACCGGAAGCUAGUUCAAACGCUAUUUGGACGCAACACUCCCGAACCACCGACGAAGAAUGUCCACACAAUCGAUCUAUCCCUACGCAUCUCAGCGCGCGAACAAGCGAAGCUGCUGGACGAAUCGACCUCGGCCCGUGAGCUCAAUUGGAUAGUGUCGGCAGUACUGCAGCAGUCCGACGAAGCUCGGCAUUUGUCGCUUAUCCGCGAGCAGCAAUGCGAACGUUUGUACGACUUUCUGAUGCAACUGUUCGAGUCAAAAAUUGUGGACGGUUUACUACUGCCAGCGUUCCUGCUUAUCGCCGGUUGUUACGCUAUCCGGGUGAUUGCUCGCAUCACACGACUCAAGCAUUUCACAGUAUUCCUGCUGCUCAUCUUAAGCAUCACGGUGUGCAAGAAGUGGAAGGAAUGCAACGAAAAUUUGGCCCGACAAUCGUUGGAAGGCAUGGAAACAACGCCUCCGAGCCGCUGGACGUCUAUAUUUGGAAUGUUUCGUUCCCGGAAGGAUGGCGCUGGGGCGCUCCCAAUCUGUGACCCAUUGCAGGUGCUGGUGGAAUCAACCGUUUGGAUACAGGCCGUCUACUUCAAGAGCUUGUUCAGGGAGUACAUCAAUACAUACACCGAAAUCACAAACGAUGUAGUAUGGUGGCAGGCGAUACUUAUCGGUCUGUUAAUGUUGGGAUUUACGUACAUUAUAAUCACGACUCUCGUUCCCAUAAGCAUUCGCAGUGGAUUUGAAAUGUUCGGGACGGUAGUUUCCAGCAGAUUCCGAUCAUCUAGGCCACUCGAUAAUAAUGGCCAACAGCAGCAGCAGCAGCAGCAACCACUACCAACGGUUAAUUUGAACUUCAACAUCCGUGACGGACCAGCACGAUCGGUUACGGUGAGCGAAAUGUUGCCACAUGAAGGCCAGCGCAUCGAGAUAGUGUCGGAGCAGGUAGCGGCACCAGUGCAACCACUCGAAGCAACUAAACCGUCUAACGUAGGGGCAAAGUGUGUACGGAGAAACCGGAAAAAGUGACGACCCUGUAAAACCAAAGCGAUGUAAAGUGACUCAUUUGUGUUAGAAUAGGGCGGGGAUGUAAAGGCGAUUUAUGUUUGUGUCGGUUGAGAUAAGUGACGCUUGUGUUCUUUGACUAUGUAUAUAUAGCGCUUGUCUGAAUGUGUUAUUGUAGCCCCCUUUCGGAUGCGUUUUACGACAUGUCCACAGCGCAAACAAUCGUGUAAUUUCUCGUUUCUCUUCAGAUCGAAUGCUUCUUUAUGUUUGUUUGUAAAAAAAAAAUAUCUGCCAAUGGUGUGCUUUAUGUUUCAAAAUAAUAAUAAUAUACGUUCCUUUCGAUUUU
Molecule: messenger RNA, 3211 nt
Organism: Anopheles arabiensis
Lineage: Eukaryota; Metazoa; Arthropoda; Insecta; Diptera; Culicidae
Exons: 2
Coding region: 261-1337 (358 amino acids)
Source: RefSeq, a predicted model, not a curated record